Messenger RNA from Oncorhynchus masou masou (cherry salmon), 4925 nucleotides. Its product is annotated as cytoplasmic FMR1-interacting protein 2-like. The transcript has 22 exons. Gene Ontology annotation, cellular component: synapse; neuron projection. The coding region runs from base 21 to 2963 and encodes 980 amino acids. Gene Ontology annotation, biological process: axon guidance; cell morphogenesis; apoptotic process. Gene Ontology annotation, molecular function: small GTPase binding. Lineage: Eukaryota; Metazoa; Chordata; Actinopteri; Salmoniformes; Salmonidae. The record is from RefSeq and is a predicted model, not a curated record.
UGGGUUUUGGUCUCUAUCUGAUGGACGGUAACGUCAGUAACAUCUACAAACUAGACGCCAAGAAGAGGAUCAACCUGGGAAAGAUCGACAAGUUCUUCAAGCUGCAGGUGGUGCCUCUGUUUGGAGAUAUGCAGAUAGAACUAUCACGUUACAUAGAGACCAGCGCCCACUACGAGGAGAACAAGUCCAAGUGGACGUGUACCCAGAGCUCCAUCUCUCCCCAGUACAACCUGUGUGAGCAGAUGGUUCAGAUUCGUGAUGACCACAUCCGGUUCAUCUCUGAGCUGGCUCGCUACAGUAACAGUGAGGUAGUGACCGGGUCAGGCCUGGACAGUCACAAGUCAGACGAGGAGUACAGGGAACUGUUUGACCUGGCACUCAGAGGGUUACAGCUGCUGUCCAAGUGGAGCACACACGUCAUGGAAGUGUACUCGUGGAAGCUGGUCCACCCGACAGAUAAGUUCUGUAACAAGGACUGUCCUGGCACAGCGGAGGAGUAUGAGAGAGCUACACGUUACAACUACACCUCAGAGGAGAAGUUUGCCCUGGUCGAGGUCAUCGCCAUGAUCAAGGGACUGCAGGUGUUGAUGGGUCGUAUGGAGAGCGUAUUCAACCAGGCCAUAAGGAACACCAUCUAUGCAGCCCUGCAGGACUUUGCCCAGAUGACCCUCAGAGAGCCUCUACGUCAGGCCGUACGCAAGAAGAAGAACGUUCUCAUCAGUGUCCUGCAGGCGAUCCGUAAGACCAUUUGUGACUGGGAGGGGGCUCGGGAGCCUCCCAAUGACCCUUGUCUCAGGGGGGAGAAGGACCCCAAGGGAGGGUUCGACAUCAAGGUGCCCCGAAGAGCUGUGGGACCCUCGAGCACACAGCUGUACAUGGUUCGUACCAUGCUGGAGUCGUUGAUAGCUGAUAAGAGUGGUUCUAAGAAGACUCUACGCAGUAGUCUAGAUGGACCCAUAGUACUGGCUAUAGAAGACUUCCACAAACACUCCUUCUUCUUCACACACCUGCUCAACUUCAGCGAGGCGCUACAGCACUGCUGUGACCUGUCUCAGCUGUGGUUCAGAGAGUUCUUCCUGGAGCUGACCAUGGGUCGCAGGAUCCAGUUCCCCAUCGAGAUGUCCAUGCCCUGGAUUCUCACAGAUCACAUUCUGGAGACCAAGGAGCCAUCCAUGAUGGAGUAUGUGUUGUACCCUCUGGACCUCUACAAUGACAGUGGCUACUACGCUCUGACCAAGUUCAAGAAACAGUUCCUCUACGAUGAGAUAGAGGCUGAGGUGAACCUGUGCUUCGAUCAGUUUGUCUACAAGCUGGCUGACCAGAUAUUUGCCUACUACAAAGCCAUGUCUGGAAGUGUCCUCCUGGACAAGCGUUUCAGGGCAGAGUGUAAAAACUAUGGUGUGAUCAUCCCCUACCCCCCCUCCAACCGGUAUGAGACCCUGCUCAAACAGAGACACGUACAGCUCUUAGGUCGCUCCAUCGAUCUGAACCGUCUGGUCACCCAGAGGAUCUCAGCAGCCAUGUACAAGUCUCUGGACCAGGCCAUCAGUCGCUUUGAGAGUGAAGACCUCACCUCCAUUGUGGAGUUGGAGUGGUUGAUGGACAUCAACAGACUGACUCAUCGUCUGCUCUCGAAGCACAUGACCCUGGACAGCUUCGACGCCAUGUUCCGCGAGGCCAACCACAAUGUGUCUGCCCCCUACGGACGCAUCACGCUCCAUGUCUUCUGGGAACUCAACUUUGACUUCCUCCCCAACUACUGCUACAACGGCUCCACCAACCGCUUCGUUCGGACUGCCAUCCCCUUUACCCAGGAGCCUCAGCGAGACAAGCCGGCCAACGUGCAGCCGUACUACCUGUAUGGGUCUAAGCCUUUGAACAUUGCCUACUCACACAUCUAUAGCUCCUACAGGAACUUCGUAGGCCCGCCCCACUUCAAGACCAUCUGUCGUCUCCUUGGUUACCAGGGCAUCGCCGUGGUGAUGGAGGAACUGCUCAAGAUAGUCAAGAGCCUGUUGCAGGGCACUAUCCUGCAGUAUGUGAAGACUCUGAUCGAGGUGAUGCCUAAGAUCUGUCGCCUGCCGCGCCACGAGUACGGAUCCCCAGGUAUCCUGGAGUUCUUCCACCACCAGCUGAAGGACAUUAUAGAGUACGCAGAGCUGAAGACAGAUGUCUUCCAGAGUCUCAGAGAGGUGGGGAACGCCAUCCUCUUCUGUCUGCUCAUCGAACAAGCUCUGGUGUCCCAGGAGGAGGUGUGUGACCUGCUUCAUGCAGCCCCCUUCCAGAACAUCCUCCCCAGGGUCUACAUCAAAGAGGGGGAGCGUCUGGAAGUCAGGAUGAAGAGGCUGGAGGCUAAGUAUGCUCCACUCCAUCUGGUGCCCCUCAUCGAGAGGCUGGGGACCCCUCAGCAAAUAGCUAUAGCCCGUGAGGGGGAUCUGUUGACCAAGGAGCGUCUUUGCUGUGGCCUGUCCAUGUUCGAGGUGAUCCUUACAAGGAUCCGUAGUUUCCUGCAGGACGCCGUGUGGCGAGGCCCGCCUCCCACCAAUGGCGUGAUGCAUGUGGACGAGUGUAUGGAAUUCCACCGCCUCUGGAGCGCCAUGCAGUUUGUUUACUGCAUACCCGUCGGCACUCACGAGUUCACCGCAGAGCAGUGUUUUGGUGACGGGCUGAACUGGGCAGGCUGUUCCAUCAUCGUGCUGUUGGGUCAGCAGCGCCGCUUCGACCUGUUUGACUUCUGCUACCACCUGCUCAAGGUGCAGAGGCAGGACAGCAAGGACGAGAUCAUCAAGAACGUGCCACUGAAGAAGAUGGCUGACCGCAUCAGGAAGUACCAGAUCCUGAACAAUGAGAUCUUUGCCAUCCUCAACAAGUACAUGAAGGCUGUGGAGACCGAUAGUUCCACCGUGGAGCAUGUCCGCUGCUUCCAGCCACCUAUACACCAGUCCCUGGCCACAACGUGCUGAGAAGAACACACACGCUACAUACACACACACACACACAGUACAAAUACACACACACCAACCCAAAUCAUCACCACACAGUCUGCCUCUCUUUGGCCUUGUACUCAGACUCUCGGAGCCUUAAGAUUCCAGAGGUCUGUCUGACUGUACACCAUUUUGGCACCAAAUAUUCCAUACAAAUGACAUUCCAAUUUGCAUUCCAGAAUGCAACUGUCUUGGAACUUUUCGUGUCAACAUGGCGACCGUUAAAAAGUGUAAAUCUCGAACUGAGUUUUCUGAAGUCUGAAUAUUUUAGGCCCAUAACCACAGUCUAGUUUUAGAGGUGUGGGUGUUUUCAGAUGUUAGUUUUUCUGUUCCCAACCCAUGUGACUCUCACACCCAGACUCAGCAUCCCUUCUCCUGUCACUAGAGCUAUAUGUCACAUGGAUGGGCUCAGUAAUACACAACUGCCAAUCCUGAGUGGUUACAGAUCUGCAGUAAUGCCCUGCUUCCCCUCUAGUCACAAUGAACAGUCUAUCAGAUACCUCUGAGAAACCAUUUAGUGAGCAUCAACAAUCAACCUACAUAAAAGAUGAUAGAUAUGCUGGAAUAAUCUCCAAAACCUCAACGCAUACAAAUAAUCUGAUUCUGAAAUGACCUAUCACCUGAGAUUAUUAUUUCGUAGAUGACGUACGAAAGCAAACCCAACCUCCAUUUUAUUGAAUUGCUUCAUGAAGUCCACACGGGUGCUAAGUAUUAUGAUGAUACUUAAUUACACCAAAGUCAUCAGUGGCAUUUCACCCCAUAACAUCCAUAAUAUGAUCAUCACACAAGUCAAGCUGUCCAUUCAUUCAUCCCAGGGGCUAACGUGUGUGUGUGUCCCAAAUGGCACCCUAUUCCCUAUAUAGUGCACUACUUUUGACAAGCUCCUAUAAGGAAUAGGGUGCCAUUUGGAUGUAGCCCCACAUCUCCUUGGACAUACCCAUGCUUAGUAAACCAGUGUCAUAGGAGUAGUUAGCCACACCUCUUCUCUCCUCACACAACCCUACUGUUUCAAAUAGCAUAACAAGGACACUUGACUGCAUAACAAGGACACUUGACUGCAUAACAAGGACACGUGACUGCAUAACAAGGACACUUGACUGCAUAACAAGGACACGUGACUGCUUUUCUUAGUUGCUUUAUUUAUUUUUCACUUAUUUGGGGGGUUUUAGCCUCUGAGUAUAAUUUUUAUUCAGUUCCAUUCUCCGUUGGAAAUGUCACUGUUGAACUAAAAAGAGAAGUGUUGAGUGUUGUAAUUGUUAUUGUUUUUAAUUCAUUAUUGAUAAUUACAUUUUUCAUCCUUGGUAUAACUUUCCUCUUCUACUGACGAGAAUCCUAAUCCUCACCUACUUUUUGAUUUCUUGUCAGUUUAUUGAACAUUUUUAUAUUCUGUAUGUGUGCUUAAUACAGUGAUAUUGUUUACCAUUUUUGAAAUUAUUGACAACAUCUUCAUCUGCAUGUGUGUGUUUUUUUGUUUUGUUUUUCCGGAGUAAAAAAAACGUUAGAAAUAAUUCUUGGUUGUCAAAUAACAAAAGAGACCAGGAUGACUUUACUGUAUUAGAUAGAUUUGUUCAGAGAGUGAAUGGAAGAUGUUGGUAGUAUCACACGACCAAUCCAACUCCUGUACAGUUCAUUCCCUCUAUAGAAGAAGAAUUAAAGCAAUCAAGCAGUUGCAUUUUCACUGUUUAGGUACGAAUUACACACAAGAGAUGGAGAGAGGGCAAUUUCCUAAAUAUAUUAAAUAUUCCAUAUUAUUGGAUUUUUUUUUCGAGAUCGAGAGAGGGCAAAUUUCCUAAAUAUAUUCAAUAUUGUUGGAUUUUUUUUUCUUUAGCAGUGUUAUCAGUCCUUUGACGCUGUUUUUUUUAUUCUUAUGAAUGAAAGUUAAUCGUUACACCUAUGAAGGAGCGACCAUAUUUUCAGUUUGAAUAAAAAAAACAAAAUUAA